Molecule: messenger RNA, 2079 nt
Organism: Pelmatolapia mariae (spotted tilapia)
Lineage: Eukaryota; Metazoa; Chordata; Actinopteri; Cichliformes; Cichlidae
Product: neoverrucotoxin subunit alpha-like
Exons: 3
Coding region: 1-2079 (692 amino acids)
Molecular function (GO): protein binding
Source: RefSeq, a predicted model, not a curated record
AUGGCCUCAGAUAUCAUACAAGUGGCUGCUCUGGGUCGACCUUUCACCUUAGGGAUGCUCUACGAUGCUCGGAGAGACAAACUGAUCCCAGGUGUCACACUGUGGGAUGCUAAAACGCUGCAGGAGAAGUCAGUGGAGAAAAAUCAACACGCCAGUGAGUUUGAAGUCAGUGCGUCUGAUUCCACUGAAAAAAAAUCCUCUCAGCUGGAUGUUAAUGCUUCACUGAAGGCCAGUUUCAUGAGUGGACUCAUUGAAGUUGGAGGAUCAGCCAAAUAUCUGAAUGAUAAGAAGAAAUCUCACCAUCAGACUCGAGUCACCCUUCAGUACAAAGCUACCACCAAAUUCAAACAGCUGAUGUUGACUCCUGAUGAAACCAAAAACACCCAACGAGCAAAAGAUGUGAAGAAUUUGGCGACACAUGUAGUCACAGGAAUCCUUUAUGGAGCAAAUGCUUUCUUUGUGUUUGACAGUGAGAAGUUAGAUCCUAAAAACAUUCAGGACAUCAAGGGAACCAUGCAAACGGUGAUAAAGAAGAUCCCCUCAUUUAAUGUUGACGGGAAAGUUGACAUCAAGCUGAAUGAUGAAGAAAAAGCUGUGACGGAUAAAUUCACCUGCAAGUUCUAUGGAGACUUCAUUCUUGAAAGCAACCCUGGAACAUUUGAAGAUGCAGUGAAGACAUACAUCCAACUUCCAAAACUACUGGGAGAAAACAGAGAAAACUGUGUUCCACUGAAGGUCACACUGAUGCCUCUGAAGAAAUUACAUCCAAAAGCUGCUUACAUGAUAAACAGUAGAUUUAUUAGUAAGGCUGAAGAUACCUUACAGGAGCUUCAUAACCUGGACAUAAGAUGCAAUGAUCUGCUGGAGGACAGAGUGGUGAGAAGCUUUCCACAGAUACAAGAAAAGUUGAGCAGAUUCAAGAAGCUCUGUGAGUAUUUCAGAUCUUCACUCCAGGAAACAAUGGCUGAGAAACUUCCCUCCAUCAGGGCAGGUGAGGAAGAUGAGCAGGAAUUAGUGAAAGUGUUUGAUGACAGAGACAAGUCACCGUUCAGUCAGGAGAGAUUAACCAAGUGGAUCAAAGAUGAAGAGAGAGAAGUCACCAUCAUCAGGUACUUUGUAGACAUGAUGGAGGGAGCAAAGAUCAUCUCAGAUCAGUCUGAGCUGGACAGAGAGGUGUUUAAACCAGGAGUAGAGGAAGUUCUCUGCUUUGUUUUCACCUCCCUGAAAUCCACUGACCCAUAUCUGCAGAACAUGUCUGACUACUUGGAGAAAAAGAAACUGGAAGGUACUGAUGGUAACACUCCACCUACCCAGGACCAAUGGUACUUCUCAGAUGAAGUUAGAGCCAAAAUGAAAGAAAAGGCCGAAGCGGUGAAAAACUGCAGCAGACUGUUUAUAACAGCCACUGAAAAUGACAAAUACAAAGGAGCAACUAUCUACCACUACAGGAACACAAACCUGGUCACUGAAGAUUUCUUAAGGCCAGAUGUGGAAAAUUUAACAGACAGAAGGGAUCUGAUUCAGUAUGCCCGUGAUCUCACCCUGGAUCCAAACACAGCAAAGAACCAACUCAUAUUGUCUGAAGAAAACAAGAAGGCAACACGAGGAGAGAUGCAGUCGUAUCCUGACCAUCCUGAGAGGUUUGAUGAGGUCCCUCAGGUUUUGUGCAGAGAGGCUCUAACUGGGAGUUGUUACUGGGAGGUAGAGUGGAGUACCAGCUCUGGCAUGGUUGGUGUAGGUGUUAGCUACAAGCGCCUUGAGAGGAAAGGAAGUGGUGCAAUGUGCAUGCUUGGAUAUAAUGAUUUGUCCUGGAGUCUUCACUGUUUAGACUCUCUUUCGAGACUGCCUCUGAUUUUCUGUGCAAAACAUAAUAAGAUGACCAUUGAAUACCCUUGUCCUACUGGUUGCCCCAAACUGGGAGUGUUUCUUGAUUGGCCUGCAGGUACUCUUUCCUACUAUAGAGUCUCAUCUCACAAACUGAGUCACAUUCACACCUUCAGAACCAAAUUCUCUGAGCCUGUUUAUCCAGGCUUCAUCUUUGGAGGCCUGAUAAACGAUUACAUGUCCCUGGCCGUUUAA